CUGAAUAUUAAAUAUAACAAUAUUUGAUUACUUAAUGCCUUUGUACCUCUUGGUGAUUAUUACAAAUUUAGUAUUUGCUACGUUCAUAAACUAUUCGUUAGUGUUAGUAUUUUGUUUUUACCCAACUGUUUGGGCUCUACAUUUAACUUAAUCGUAAAUAUUACCAGUCAAAAAGUUCAAUAAAAUCAAUACAAAAUGAUGACCCUUAUAAAUCGGAUACUUGAUUGGAUUAAGAGUAAAUUUUGGACUGAAGAAAUGGAACUCACCCUUGUUGGGCUACAAUGUUCCGGAAAAACUACAUUUGUUCAUGUUAUUGCAUCUGGACAAUUUAAUCAAGAUAUGAUACCAACAGUUGGAUUCAAUAUGCGAAAAGUGACAAAAAAUAAUGUUACUAUUAAAAUAUGGGAUAUUGGUGGUCAGCCACGUUUUCGAUCUAUGUGGGAGAGGUAUUGUCGAGGAGUUAAUGCUAUUGUUUAUAUGGUAGAUGCAGCAGAUACUGAUAAAUUAGAAGCUUCAAGAAAUGAACUUCAUAAUUUAAUAGAUAAACCACAAUUAGCUGGUAUACCUGUCUUAGUUUUGGGUAACAAGAGAGAUUUGCCAAAUGCUCUAGAUGAAGUUGAACUCAUUGACAGGAUGAAUUUAAAUGCAAUUCAAGAUCGAGAAAUUUGUUGUUAUUCGAUAUCUUGCAAAGAACAAGAAAACAUUGAUAUUACUUUGCAAUGGUUGAUUAGCCAUUCCAAAUCUAAUCGUCAGUCAUCAACGUAAAAUUACCAUUGGAUAAAUGUCAUAUCUAGCACUGAGUUUGUGCUAAAAUAUUGAAUCUUUUCUAGAUUUAAUUUUUUGUUUAAGGCUGAUCCACCUUUUUU
Molecule: messenger RNA, 866 nt
Organism: Myzus persicae (green peach aphid)
Lineage: Eukaryota; Metazoa; Arthropoda; Insecta; Hemiptera; Aphididae
Gene: Arl8
Product: ADP-ribosylation factor-like protein 8B-A
Exons: 4
Coding region: 196-765 (189 amino acids)
Biological process (GO): protein transport; anterograde axonal transport
Cellular component (GO): lysosomal membrane
Molecular function (GO): GTP binding; GTPase activity
Source: RefSeq, a predicted model, not a curated record